GUCAAUAAGUGCAAAAUAUGGAACGAUAAGUUCUCUCUCUCUCUCCGUCUCCGUCUCCUCCUCUUCUGAGUCCCGGCGGGUGCUACAGCUGCCCGCCUUUUGUCCAGCAAUGGCUACAAUUCCUAUUUCUUACUGCACUUCCGUAAGAAAACCUCAUCUCUACACAAAAUUCUCUUUCUUUGCCAUCUCUUCAAGAAUCUCGAGAUUCCGUAUUGUCUCCUCUGCGGUUAGACCUCCAUUAAACGGACAGGAUGAGUGGCUGAGGGCCUUGGAUUGGCAUAUGAUCUGCAACCGGCUGUCGGAGUUCACAUCUACCACCAUCGGACUCAGCGUCACUCAGAACGGAAGUGUACCCUUCGGACGAACACGUGAGGAAAGCCAAGAGCUUCUACGCCAGACAAUGGCUGCAGUUCAACUUCCUCGCCCACUUGAUUUUUCUGGCAUUUUCGACAUCUCGAGGGUCGUGGAGGCCUCCCUUUCAGGGAAAUUAUGCAACAUCCAGGAGCUCUGCACCGUCCGGCGGACUCUUGAGUCUGCGCGAAGCAUCCUUGUGCAGUUGGAAGCGGCUUCCUCGCAUGGAUCUUCCAACAGGUACAACCCUCUUCUUAAGCUAUUCGAGGGCUCAGAUUUCUGCGACAAAUUGGAGUCCCAAAUUGGCUUCUGCUUAGAUUGUAGCGUUUCUGUGGUUUUAGACCGAGCAAGCGAGAAACUCAAAGACAUCCGGGCGGAAAGGAGGAAGAACAUGGAUGAGCUGGAGACCCUACUGAAGGGCAUAGCGGAGAUGGUCUCGAGGUCCAAAGGCGUUAACGUUAAGCCUCUGAUUACCAGGCGGCGGUCUCGAAUGUGCGUGGGCGUUAGAGCUACGCACAGGUCCCUGCUCCCUGAUGGCGUAAUCCUGGACGUUAGUAGCUCGGGGGCUACCUACUUCAUGGAGCCGAGGGAGGCGGUGGAGUUGAACAACAAAGAAGUGAGGCUAUUGAACGCAGAGAGAAGCGAGGAGGUCGCCGUACUGAGCAUGCUGACAGCUCUCGUGGCGGAGUCCGUCGCGAAACUGAGAGGGCUAAUGGACAGGAUCCUGCAGUUGGAUCUUGCAUCUGCGAGGGGUUCGUAUGCAAGAUGGUUGGACGGCGUCUGCCCCGAUCUAGUUGAUUGUCGCAGAAACGAUGGAGCCCAAGAAGAAGAUGAGAAAAGGGAUGAGUUGUCUAUCGACAUCGAGAGCAUUCGGCACCCUCUUCUGGUUCGGUCAGGCUUGCCUUCAUUGUCGAAGAACCGCCAUCACCCUUGUCGUUCAGAUGAACUGGAGGGAGCUGGUGAUUCUUCUCCGAUGGAACGGGAUGGACUGUUAGGAGAUGAAAAGGAGUUUCCCGUCCCUUUAGAUAUAAAAAUAAAAAAUGGGGCCAAGGUGGUGGUUAUUUCCGGACCAAACACUGGAGGAAAAACUGCAACCAUGAAGACGCUUGGGUUGGCAUCUCUCAUGGCUAAGGCGGGCAUGUUUCUGCCUGCGAAGAACCAGCCAAAGCUGCCAUGGUUCGAUUAUGUUCUAGCCGAUAUUGGAGAUCACCAGUCAUUGGAACACAAUUUAUCGACCUUCAGUGGGCACGUUUCUCGUCUCUGUAAGAUACUGGCAACGGCUUCACCGCAAUCACUUGUUCUCGUUGAUGAGAUCGGAAGUGGCACCGACCCCUCAGAAGGUGUGGCUCUUUCCGUCAGCAUCCUACAGCAUCUUGCGCAUAAAGUUAAUCUGACGGUGGUGACUACCCAUUGUACGGACUUGAGUCGACUUAAAAAUUCAGAUGCCCGGUUUGAAAAUGCAGCCAUGGAGUUCAGUUUGGAGAUACUGCAGCCUACGUACCGGAUUCUGUGGGGAACAACUGGAGAUUCAAAUGCCUUAAGUAUAGCUAGACGAAUUGGCUUUGAUAAAGCAGUGCUGAACUGUGCACAUGAAUGGAUCGAUAAGUUGAUGCCUAACAAAAACAAGGAAUGGAAAUGUCUUAUUUAUCAGUCCUUGCUCCAAGAACGGGACAAGCUCCACACUCAAGCCAGUAAGGCUGCAGCAGCGACUUCGGAGAUUGCUCAGCUUUAUCAGGAGAUCCUUGGCGAGGCUAAAGAUCUUGAUUGGCGUGAAGCAGCUUUAGAAGCAUUGGUCUCACAGCAGGUCCAAGACGAGACCAGAAGAGCCAAGACACAAAUUAAUGAUGUAUUGAUGGGCUUUGAGGGAAAAUUAAGCACCAGUAAUUGUGAUCUGGUUAAUGCAUUGAUAAAAGAAGCUGAAAUUGCCAUAUCAUCAAUAGUUGCUGCACACGAAUCCACUCAUGAAAUUGCUUCAUUCUCAAAAUCAGGUGGUGGAAAUUCUUACAUCCCAAAAGUUGGUGAUCGUGUCCAUGUAAGAGGAUUGGGAGAUAAAUUAGGAACCAUUGUUGAAGCACCAUGUGGGGAUGAUACUACUCUCGUGCAGUAUGGGAAAGUAAGGCUGCGUGUGGGCAAGAAUGACCUCAAAUUGUUCCCUAUGAGUAAAAGUAUUAGUGCAGUUGAUAGAGUCACGAGAUGGCAAGGACAGGCACCGCGACGAUUUGCAAAGGCCUCUCUGGUGGAAGAAAAAGGCAAUGAAGGAAUGGCCUUCUUUGCACCUGCUGUGCAGACAUCAAAGAACACGGUGGAUUUACGUGGUAUGCGAGUGGAGGAAGCAGCUCACCAUCUGGACACAGCUCUUUCAUCUUGCAGGCCUCUUGAGGUACUCUUUGUUGUUCAUGGAAUGGGUACUGGUGUGGUCAAGGAGCGUGCCUUAGACAUACUCAAAAACCAUCCACGUGUUGUGAAAUUUGAACAAGAAAGCCCUAUGAAUUAUGGCUGUACAAUUGCAUAUAUAAAAUAAAUUGUGAUUUACAUAUUAAAUAUUCACCAUUGUAGAUAUUUUAAUUUUAAAGGAGAAAAUUGGCUUUUGAUUUUCA
Nymphaea colorata (pocket water lily) is the source of this 2948-nucleotide messenger RNA. RefSeq lists its product as uncharacterized. Bases 110 to 2872 code for a protein of 920 amino acids. NCBI's taxonomy places the organism in Eukaryota, Viridiplantae, Streptophyta, Magnoliopsida, Nymphaeales, Nymphaeaceae. Gene Ontology annotation, biological process: negative regulation of DNA recombination; mismatch repair. The record is from RefSeq and is a predicted model, not a curated record. The transcript has 4 exons. Gene Ontology annotation, molecular function: ATP hydrolysis activity; mismatched DNA binding; endonuclease activity.